CAUUGCCAGUGCAGUUACACUGUCGGGUAGUGUGUGCUGUGCUUCAUUCGGGUUUCUUCUUGUGUGAUUUUUAAAAAAAAGAAAAUCUGACAAUGAGGGAGAUUGUGCACGUACAAGCCGGGCAGUGUGGCAAUCAGAUCGGGGCCAAGUUCUGGGAAGUCAUCAGUGAUGAGCAUGGCAUUGACCCAACUGGUACCUACCAUGGCGACAGUGACCUGCAGCUGGAUCGUAUUAAUGUCUACUACAACGAGGCAUCAGGGGGUAAAUAUGUUCCCCGUGCCAUCCUGGUGGACCUGGAGCCUGGCACCAUGGACUCCGUUCGCUCCGGACCAUUUGGGCAGAUCUUCCGACCGGAUAACUUUGUGUUUGGCCAGAGUGGCGCAGGCAACAACUGGGCCAAGGGGCAUUACACAGAAGGGGCAGAGCUGGUGGACUCUGUGCUGGACGUAGUGAGGAAGGAGGCGGAGAGCUGCGAUUGCCUCCAGGGUUUCCAGCUGACCCACUCACUGGGUGGGGGCACGGGCUCGGGCAUGGGCACCCUGCUCAUCAGCAAGAUCCGCGAGGAGUACCCAGACCGAAUCAUGAACACCUUCAGCGUGGUGCCCUCGCCCAAGGUGUCAGACACGGUGGUGGAACCCUACAAUGCCACCCUGUCGGUGCACCAGCUGGUGGAGAACACGGACGAGACCUACUGCAUUGAUAAUGAGGCGCUGUACGAUAUCUGUUUCCGCACCCUGAAGCUGACCACCCCCACCUAUGGCGACCUGAACCACCUAGUCUCAGCUACCAUGAGUGGUGUCACCACCUGCCUCCGCUUCCCAGGCCAGCUCAACGCUGACCUCCGUAAGCUGGCAGUCAACAUGGUGCCCUUCCCCCGCCUGCACUUCUUCAUGCCUGGCUUUGCCCCCCUCACCAGCCGUGGGAGCCAGCAGUACCGGGCCCUAACGGUGCCCGAGCUCACCCAGCAGGUCUUUGACGCCAAGAAUAUGAUGGCAGCCUGCGACCCACGCCACGGGCGCUAUCUGACAGUGGCAGCGGUCUUCCGAGGCCGCAUGUCCAUGAAGGAGGUGGACGAACAGAUGCUGAACGUGCAGAAUAAGAACAGCAGCUACUUCGUGGAGUGGAUCCCCAACAACGUCAAGACGGCUGUCUGUGAUAUCCCACCCCGUGGCCUCAAGAUGGCCGUCACCUUCAUUGGCAACAGCACGGCCAUCCAGGAGCUCUUCAAGCGCAUCUCUGAGCAGUUCACCGCCAUGUUCCGACGCAAGGCCUUCCUGCACUGGUACACGGGCGAGGGCAUGGACGAGAUGGAGUUCACUGAGGCAGAGAGCAACAUGAACGACCUGGUCUCUGAGUACCAACAGUACCAGGACGCCACGGCUGAGGAGGAGGGAGAGUUCGAGGAGGAGAUCGAGCAAGAUGAGGCCUGAGUGCCCUUGACUCAGCCCGCCCUUUGUGUACAUAAAACGUCCUUUUUAAAAACACAACAGCGAGGAAAAAAAAUUGCGUUUUCAAACAGGCGAGGUCCGUGGGCCCUCCAGUUCCACAGGACUCGAGUUCAAAGGAAACUUUCAUUUUGCCCCUUACCACACCCCUUCCACCCCCGUGCUGGCAAAUGCCGUUGUAAUCAGUGUCCGACAUCAUCUCAGUCCCCAAUCUAAAGCACAGUGUCAUCACAUCUGAACAGAUCUUUUCCCUGAAUCCCAUUUGCAUGUUUUGAAAUCGAAACAGGCUGCAGUUGUCUUGCGUGUGGUAAUGUGAAUUUUGUUUGUUUCAUUUUGUGUUCAAAGCAUUGGUAGGUGCACUUGAUUUGAAGUUGGGGAGGAAGGGGUAGGUGAGGGAAGUUGACCAGCAGGGAAAUGAAGAACAUUGGAAACAGCAUUGGAGACGCUGGCAUCAAUUGUCUCAGUGGUGGACCUGCCAGCCUGGAUGAGAGGAGCUAAUUGCAUAGUGCUUGAGGGGGUCAGGUGAAGCAAAUUAGCAGCAGCCAUGUUGAAAUCUGGUGGUGGGGGAGAAGGGUCUCUGCAGUGGUAGUGCUUCUACGAUAGCCAAUUCAUAAAAAGUCAAGUUGGACUGUGCUGGUUGAAGCAUUGAAAAUAGGUGAAAUUUAUCAGAGGCAUAACCUUUUCCAGAGUAAGUGGGAUUUUAGAAAAUGACUUCCCCACAGCUUUUAUUUUUAGGAGUAGCUUUGUGGUCUGAAACCAGGUUUGCGUGUGUAUGUGUGGUUCUCCACAUACCACCCAGCUGGGUGAUGCACCAUGGGAAUUGUGCCCUCUGCCUGGAUGCCCAGUGAUGCUGAGCUGGAUAAUUCAGUGCUGCAGUCUCAAAAAUGAUAUCUUCAAUUUCAAUAUGCCCAAAAACCCUUCACUCUCUAAAAGGACUUAUCCUAGCUGUACAGAAAAAAAGCUACUUUUCCCUCUUCGUUACCAACUUGUCAGUGAGAUUGCUAAAUCCAUGACGCAGUAAAACUUUGUCUGUUUUCGGUGUUUCUUAUCUUUCGACUGCUCCUUCAAACAGUCUGGUUGAGUUUGUGUUGUCCGAGUGUAAUCCUCCUUCACUACCUUUCCAUGUGCCCUGUUUGAGGAUUUUCCCACAAAUAUAUUUUUUUUAUUUUGGUUUUAAAUCAUCAGAAUAGCUGAGCCAGCAGUGAGGAACAGAUGAGUUAAUUCCACACGGCCAAUCCUGCCCUCCUAGCUGAGGAAUUCUUGAGAGGGCGAGAACAAUCCACUAUGAAGUUCCACUUUUUGCUCGACUUGUCGUGAGUUGUUAUUGGGAAGGGUAUUUCUGUUCCCUGAUGGCCGAGGGGGUGGUGUGCAACUGUCCUUUUUCCUGUUGAGCCUUGAAUGAACCUUUUGAAGGAUUGACAUAGACGUUCUUGAUCGUUUUUCCAUGCUGCUGCUUACUGAGUAUUCGCUCUGUCUUUCUGGUUUUAAGUUUUUUGUUUGCGUUUGCUGCUGUCAGUGUCCCUUUUUACUGUUGUUUUUUAAAAAUUAAUCGCACCCUUUUUUUUUUGUUUUUUUUUCAUAUUGAAAAGUAUAAAGCCGGCCUGUUUCUUAACUGACAAAUAAAACACGUUUUCUUUGCGA
Molecule: messenger RNA, 3086 nt
Organism: Hemiscyllium ocellatum (epaulette shark)
Lineage: Eukaryota; Metazoa; Chordata; Chondrichthyes; Orectolobiformes; Hemiscylliidae
Product: tubulin beta-4B chain
Exons: 4
Coding region: 93-1430 (445 amino acids)
Biological process (GO): microtubule cytoskeleton organization; mitotic cell cycle
Cellular component (GO): cytoplasm; microtubule
Molecular function (GO): GTP binding; GTPase activity; structural constituent of cytoskeleton
Source: RefSeq, a predicted model, not a curated record